CUGAAUUAGCUUUCGGCUAGUACACGUUCAGUGUGUACUUUUUCAAAUGUGAUUGGAUAAGUCUUGACCAAUCACAGCUCGUGGUUGGAAUCCACGUGAGUGCCGCUGCCAUUUGACGUUCUCAUGGCUAGAGUGGAGAAUAGGAUUCCUGCCGAUUUUUGUAAUUCUGUGCAAUUCUAGUUUUGAAAUAACAAGAAAAUACGCUUUACACAGCCAUGCGGCGAAGUAAGGCCGAAGUGGAACGCUAUAUUUAUUCAGUACAGAGUUCCUCUCCUUCACUCAAAGAGAAACCAAUUAAAGGAUUUUUAUUUGCUAAAUUAUACUUCGAGGCUAAGGAGUAUGAACUUGCUAAAAGACAUGUUUCAGAAUAUCUGACUGUGGCUGAGAGAGAUCCCAAAGCACACAAGUUCCUGGGCCAGCUUUAUGAGAGGGAAGGAGAUAUCAACAAGGCCGUAGGAUGUUACAAGCGGUCUGUGGACCUGAACCCAGCCCAGAGGGACCUGGUUUUGAAGGUGGCUGAGCUGCUGGUCAGUAAGACAGAGAGAGACAGCAGAGCAGAGUUCUGGGUGGAGAAAGCUGCCAAGUUGCUGCCUGCAAAUCCUGCUGUCUUCAACCUCAAGGAGCGGCUACUGAAUCGACAGGGCCAGCAGGGACGGAACCAGUUGUUUGACCUGCUGCAGGCAGAGCUGGCUAUGAGACCUGGCGAUGCCCAUAUCAACAUAAAGCUGGUUCAGCUGUUCUCCUCUGAUGGCAGGCUGGAAGAGGCUGUCAAACACUGUCUGGCUACAGAGAAGAGAGGCCAGCUUAGAUCCAGCUUGGACUGGUACUCUACUGUAGUACACACUCUACAGGAUUUCCUAGCCCAGCCCAGUGUUUCAUCCAAUGAGAAGAUGAGUAGACAUCUGCAGAGAGAGCUACUUUUGGCCCACUGCAGCCUGCUGAGACUGACCCUGUCGGGAAAAGGACUGCAGCCUAGCAUCAAGGCCCUUGGGAGUUUUGACUGUGCGAUGCAGGGCCUGAAGAAGACAGCGGGCAGUGUAACAGAUGAUCUGUCUGAGGUCUAUGUGGAGAUGAGGGGACAUCUGUACCUGCAUGCUGGCACUCUGCUACUGAAGAUGGCUCAGGAAAGAGAACAGCAGUGGAGGGCUGUCAUUGACCUGGCUGCUCUCUGCUAUCUACUGGCUUACCAGGUCCCGGGGCCGAAGAGCAAGGUGACUAAAGGGGACCAGUCUUCUCUUCAGCAUCUGGAGCUGCUGGCCAGUGACAGACAGAGCCAGGCUGGACACAUGCUGCUUAACCUCAAUCCUGACACUCAUACCUUUGUCAGAGAGGUGGUGGAGGCGUUUGGUAACCGUAGUGGUCAGGGCUCUCUGUUUGAGCUUUUGUUUGGGCUUCAGGCUCCGGCCGGUACUUCCUUCAUCGGCAACGACGACAUCCGCUCCAUCAACACACAGGCUCCAGCGAUAUCUGACCUCAUCAAACGGGACAACGGCUCCAUCCAGCUCAAAGGAGGUGACCUCCAGCAGCUGUGUUGGCUGGGUCUCCAGUGGUCUCUCAUGGCCCAGAGGCCUGCUCUGAGGGACUGGCUCAAACAGCUGUUCCCCAGGCUCAUCCUGGAGACCUCCAAACUGGACACCAACACACCUGAGUCCAUCUGCCUGCUAGACCUGGAGGUGUUCCUGUGUGGGGUGGUGUGGUGCAGUCACACCCAGCUCCAGGAGAGGGCCAGGAUCACUUCUACUGGUCAACAGCAACUCCAUGAGCCCCGCUGCCUGCCCCUGCCCCUCCUCCGCCUCCUCUCCACAGACAGACAGAGGGAAUGGUGGGACGCCGUCUACAGUCUCAUACACAAACAAGCUGCGCCUGGCAUGUCAGCCAAACUGAGGAUGACCGUUCAACAUGGACUAAUCACCCUUCGAGCUGGAGAGAAACAUGGCCUUCAACCAGCCCUGCCCAUACACUGGGCCCAGCACCUCAGCUCAACGGGGGUUGGUGUGAACUCCUACUAUGACCAGAAGGAGUACAUAGGGCGUAGUGUCCACUACUGGAAGGUGGUGCUCCCCCUGCUGGACAAGAUCAAGCAAAGACGCAGCAUCCCUGAACCCCUGGACCCCCUCUUCAUACACUUUCCCUCUAGAGACAUACAGAUCCCAUCAGUGAAGGGCUUUGAGGAGGAGGCCAUGGUAGCAUUUGCAACCCUCUUGGAUGUCGAGGGGAGGACAGAGGAGGCUAUUACUACUCUGGAGACCAUCAACAACAUCUCAUCUAACUGGCACCUAGCUAGGAUCUUCCAGCGUCUGUCUGAGGAGGCUGGUAGUGGGGUGGAGGAGACUCGGGACAGGUGUGUCAUGUUCCUCAGAAAGUUCAGAACUUACCUGUCCAAGAUCUACAAUGCCAAUGCUGACGACAUGGACAAGCUGCCUGUCUCAAUGGAAGAGGUGAUGGAUCUCCUGAACGAUGUGAACCAGCAGCUAGGGGAGAUUGGAGAAGCGAUGGAUGAAGAGGGCAGACCGGUCCACUUCAGCCCUCAGUUUACUGAGCCUGCUGCCUCAGUCGCUCACAUCAAAUUCGCCCCUUUAACCCCUUCCCCCAGCAAGAGCUUUGUCCCUUCCUCCAAAAGACACAUGACACCACCUCAUUGGGCAGAGCACCAGAAGUCCCUCCUGCAGAUGCUCUGCCAGCAGGUGGAGGCCCUUAAGAAUGAGGUCCAUGACCUGAGACAUAACUCAUCAGACAGCAUGGCGUCACCCCACCAAAGGAUGUAUGGGGCUGAGAGCAUGCAGGAGGGCUACCCCCCAACACAGACCUUCCAUGUAGCACCCCUCACCGUUGCCACCACACAAGCCCCAUCUAUGUAUUUCAAUCAAUCCCCUGCUUAUAACUCCGGACAGUAUCUCCUUCGUCCUGCAGCCAAUGUUACCCCAACAAAGGCUCCUGUGUAUGGAGUCAACCGCCUGCCACCCCAGCAGCACAUGUAUACCUACCAGCAGCCCACUAACACUCCUCCCCUGCAGUCAACACCUGCCUGCAUCUACCCUCCUCAAGACCAGGUCUUCGGCACCCCCCUCCACUUCGAGUCACCAGCAACCAGUCUACUCUCCCCAUACAGCGAGGAAUACUACGGCCACUCUCAGCCCACCACCAACCCUCCCCUCCCAGAGCCUGGCUACUUCACCAAGCCCUCAGUCGUACCUGUCCAACCACCAAAGAGCAUUGAGGGGAAGCCUGUGGACUUUGGGAAGAUCGCCUUUGGCCAGCAGGUCCCUGCUGAGCCUCUUAAGGUGCCUGGCUUUGGUGCUGGAGUAGUAGCCCAGUCCACUCCAUCAUCUGCUGCCUUUAAAUUCAACUCCAACUUCAAAUCCAACGAUGGGGACUUUACCUUCAAAGCCAAAAACAGUGAGAACCUGUUGGGGCUUCUGACAUCAGACAUUCCCACCAAAUUGGAGGGCCCCUCAGAGGUUGCGCCUCCUAGCCAGGGAGGGAUAUUUAGCUUUGGCACUAAAAGCGUGGCAGGCUUCUCCUUCACUGAUGCAGCCCAGAGUCGGGACAAACCAAACCUGUUUGAAAAAAUUGAACAGCCAUUUAGUUUCACUGAUCAGACCAAGCCGGUAUUUGGGCUGGAAAACACAGCGGAGGAGAAAGGACCGGAGAGCGAUAACGACAGCACACAUGUGGAGGAGGAUGAGGAUGGGCCUCACUUUGAGCCCAUUGUGCCCCUCCCUGACAAAGUAGAUGUGAAGACUGGAGAGGAGGAAGAGGAGGAGAUGUUCUGUAACAGGUCCAAGCUAUUCAGAUUUGACGCAGAGACAAAGGAGUGGAAAGAGAGGGGGAUCGGCAUAGUCAAAAUCCUAAAGCACAAUACAUCAGGGAAAGUGCGUCUGCUGAUGAGGAGGGAGCAGGUUCUGAAGAUCUGUGCUAACCACUACAUCACGCCAGAUAUGCUCCUGAAACCAAUUGCUGGCUCUGACAAGUCCUGGGUUUGGAAUGCCAUUGAUUAUGCAGAUGAGGAACCAAGGCCUGAGCAACUGGCCAUCCGGUAUAAAACGGCAGAUGAGGCAUUGCUCUUCAAAACAAAGUUUGAAGAGGCUCAGAAGAUAGUUCCCAAAUCUCCAGAAAAGCAGCAAGAUCAGCCAGAUAGGAAAGCAACUUCUCCUAAUUCAUCUGCUCCUCAGGUGACAAACUUUGCUGCCCAGUUUGCAAAGAAGGACGGGGAGUGGCACUGCAAUGUGUGUUAUGUAAGAAAUGCUGCUACAAUUAUGCAGUGUGUUGCCUGUCAGACUGCCAACCCUAAUUCCCUGUCAGAGACAGACAGCAAACUGGCUACUGAAACCAAAGGCUUUACUAGUGGGGCAGCUUCAGUGAGAGGAUUUACUUUUGGAUUUGGAGCUGACUUGUCAAAAGACACCAGCAGCGCAGGAUCUAUUGGAAAGGGAUUUGGGGCUUUUGGAGCUCAGAUACCCUCCUCCUUUACGUUUGGAACCAGUGGCACCACUUCUUCUAUACCUGUUGCUGGUUUUGGAGCCCAGUUUGGUAAGAAUAAAGAAACCACAGCAGAAGUAGCAGCAGAAUCAAAGCCCUCAACCAUGCCAUUUGGCUCUGGAUUUGGUGUCCAGUUUGGCAAAAAGCCAGGGCAGUGGGACUGUGACACGUGUGCUGUAAGAAACCAGGCCUCCUCAAACAGUUGUGUUUCUUGUCAAACUCCAAACCAUGCAGCCAAAACUGUUGUAGAUAGAGCAGCAGCAUCAAAACCCUUAACCAAUCCAUUAGGUUCUGGAUUUGGUGCCCAGUUUAGCAAAAAGCCAGGGCAGUGGGACUGUGACGUGUGCGCUGUAAGAAACCAGGCCUCCUCAAACAGUUGUGUUUCUUGUCAAACUCCAAACCAUGCAGCCAAAACUGUUGUAGAUAGAGCAGCAGCAUCAAAACCCUUAACCAAUCCAUUAGGUUCUGGAUUUGGUGCCCAGUUUAGCAAAAAGCCAGGGCAGUGGGACUGUGACGUGUGCGCUGUAAGAAACCAGGCCUCCUCAAACAGUUGUGUUUCUUGUCAAACUCCAAAUCCCUCAGCAAAAUCAACAGUUGAGGUAGCACCACCACCAAAGCCAACAGUGUCGGGAUUUGGUGAUCUUUUUGCUAAGAGGGACAGACAAUGGGACUGUGACACCUGUCUAGUGAGGAAUGAUGCAUCAGUUUCUAAGUGUGUUUCCUGCCAGACACCCAAUGCUAGCAGCACCUCCUCUCUUGGGGCCAUGUUUGCCAAACAGGGGGGACAGUGGGACUGUGACACAUGUCUAGUCAGAAACGACAGCUCUGCUAGUCAAUGUGUCUCCUGUCAGACACCCAACACUAAGAGCACAGCCACCCCCUCCAGCUCAUCCUUCAGCUUUAGCUUUGGGAGUCAAAGUACAUCUACUCAGCCUGUAGGCAAUGUGUUUAAAGCAAACUUCAACAGUGACAGCUCUUUUCAGUUUGGCACAAGCAAAGUUGAUACAGGUGCCCCUGCAUCCUUCAAGUUUGAGACCCCUCAGGCUGAAAGCAGUGGCUCCAGUGCUGCAGGCUUCUCUUUCAAUAUGCCCGUCCCAGCAGGUGGCUUUAAGUUUGGCACUCAAGAAACGGCAAAGGAAACCCCACCAGAUGAAACUCAGACUCCUGCUUCAGGGUCUGCGUCCAUGUUCCUGAAGAAUAUCGCAGAGCAGCACAGAGAAAAAGAGAAGGAAUCUGGGGUCGGUAUAUCUGCAUCAGUGCCUUCAGUGGACAACACCGAUGAGAAUGGCAAACCCAAUGACUUCAGUUUUGCAGAUUUGGCUAAGAACUCACAAGGAGACUUCAAGUUUGGACAGACCGAUUCCAAUUGCAAAGACUUCAGCCAUGGUGGCGAGCAGCUGUUCACAUCCCUUCAGUCAAACCAGUGGGCAGACACUUCCGCUGACCAGGAUGAAGAGGAUGUAUACAAAACCGAAGAGAAUGACGAUAUCCAGUUUGAACCUGUGGUCCAGAUGCCUGAUAAAGUGGACCUGGUCACAGGAGAGGAGGAUGAACAGGCCCUUUACUCACAGAGAGUAAAGCUCUUCAGGUUUGACGGAGACAUCAGCCAGUGGAAGGAGAGGGGUGUUGGAGUCCUCAAGUUCCUGAAGAAUGCCACCAACGGCAGGCUGAGGGUGCUGAUGAGGAGAGAGCAGGUCCUGAAGGUGUGUGCCAACCACUGGAUCACCACCACCAUGAACUUGAAGCCCUUGGCUGGUUCCGACAAAGCUUGGAUGUGGCUUGCUAAUGACUUCUCAGAAGGAGAUGCCAAACUGGAGCAACUCGCUGCCAAGUUUAAAACCCCUGAGCUGGCUGAGGAGUUCAAGCUUAAGUUUGAGGAGUGUCAGAGGCUCCUGUUGGACAUCCCACUGCAGACUCCUCACAAGCUUGUUGACACAGGCAGAACUGCACAUCUCAUCCAGAAGGCAGAGGAGAUGAAGUCCGGUCUGAAAGACCUUAAAUCCUUCCUGACUGAUGACAAAACAAAGAUCAAGGAGGACGACAGCCAAGCUAACAUCACAACAGCCAGUAACACCUUAGCUCUGAUCAUCAAGCCCCAUGUGGAGAGCACUGGGCCUACCUUAGAAUGGGACAACUAUGACCUGAGAGAGGAGGCUCUGGACGACAGUGCUGACACAUCUGUCUACACCUCACCCCUAGCAAGCAGCCCUAUCAGGAAGAACCUCUUCUGCUUUGGAGAAUCCACAGCUGGCUUUAACUUCAGCUUCCAGCCUGUCAUCAGUCCUACCAAGUCACCGGCCAAGCUGAACCAGAGUGGGGUGUCUGUGGACGAGGAGCAAGACGUGACCCAGGAGGAGGAGAGGGAUGGCCUGUACUUUGAGCCUGUGGUUCCCCUGCCAGACCUGGUGGAGAUCUCCACUGGAGAGGAGAAUGAAAACGUGUGUUUCAGCCACAGAGCAAAGCUGUACCGCUAUGACAAAGACCUGAACCAGUGGAAGGAGAGGGGCAUCGGAGACCUUAAGAUACUGCAGAACUACGACACCAAACGAGUCAGACUCCUCAUGAGGCGGGACCAAGUCCUGAAGAUCUGCGCCAACCACUGGGUCACGUCUUCUAUGAAGUUGGAGCCCAUGAAGGGUGCUGAGAAGGCCUGGGUCUGGAGUGCCAUUGACUUUGCUGAGGUAGCUGAGGGAAAUGUGGAGCAGUUAGCAGUGCGGUUUAAACUGCAGGAUGUGGCCAACUCUUUCAGAGACAUCUUUGACGAGGCUAAAACCGCCCAAGAGAAUGAGAUUCUGGUCACUCCCAUAGCCUCAUGUGAGACCCUUCCUCAGGAGGUAGGAACAGCUCCAGGGAUGACAGUGUGUGGACAGGCUGCUGUGGCCAUCCUGGAGGAGACCACCAGAGAACGGACAGAGCUGACUUCUGAGACUUUCCACACCCCUGACAGCAAGGCCUCCACUUCCACACCACACAGCCCUCUCAACCCCUCUAAGAUGGUGAUGUCUCCUCCCAAGUUCCUCUUCGGAACCGACUCUCUCCAGAAGAUCUUUGGCAGCAGCCUCCUGUUGUCCAAGGAGGAUGGUUCUUCAGAAAGCUCCAAGGCUAAAGACAUCGGUUGGACCUCCCAGUCCUCACCUACAUUCAAAAUCCCAGAAAAGGGAUUGGAUUUUAGGCUUUUCAAAGAUAACCCAAUGGCUUUUUGGACCAGCACCUCAUCCACCCAAUUUGAGCCCCCAGCACCCCCCCAGGCAAAGGCUGAUGAUGACAGUGAGGUGGAGGUGGUGUACGAGAGGCAGCCGACUGCGGAGCAGGCUGCUUUGGCCAGGGAACUCUUGCUGCCUCUCACCUUCUUCUGCUACCAGAACAAACCAGGAAACACUAGUGACGACCAGACGGACGAUGAGGACUUUGAGACUGCAGUUAAAGCGCUGAAUGGAAAACUGUACCCGGAUCCUCCUGAGAGAAAGGCUGCAAAUUCUGCAGCUCAGGCCGAGAUAGGUGCUGAGGGUCUGUACCCGGAGGUUGAGGUGGUGUUGGAGAAGAGGUCUACUCCAGAUGAGGAGCAGAAAGCCAAGCCGCUGCAGCUGCCUCCAACCUUUUCUGAUGUAGUCGGCAAGGCAGAGAAAGACAAGCCAGAGGACUUCAAGACGGAGGAUGCAGAGAGAAGCGCACACCCUGUUUCAUCUGAGGCUGUGUCCUCCAGCACCGGCGAUACAGUGCCAGAACAACAGUUCCCAGACCAGUCCCCCAGCAGCCAGGUACAGGUUCCAGAUGUGUCUGAGGCAGAGGUUCAGUCCUCUGCAGCAGAGGCGGAGUUCCCAGCUCAGUCAGUAACCAUCCAGGAGGCAGAGGUCCAGCAGACUCCAGAUCAGUCAGACUCCACUCCAACACGGUCUCAGACAGCGGUCUCCAGCAGCGGGGAGCAGGCUCAAACUUCAAACCCUUCAGCAAAACCUGUUGCUAGUGCCCCAGCUUUGGUGACUGCCUCAUUUGGAUUUGGUGCACAGUUUGUCAAAAAGCCAGGGCAGUGGGAGUGUGACGCAUGUCUUGUUAGAAAUGAGGAGUCUGCAAGCAGUUGUGUUUCUUGUCAAACUCCAAACCCUGCAGCCAGCAGUGGUAAGCAGGCUCCAAAUCAGUCAGACUCUACUCCUGCAGCUACCAGCAGCAGCCCUAUAGACCUGUCUACCAAGAAGACCUCGGAGCCGGACUCCACAUCGACAUUUACGACAACCAUUACUCAGGAUGCUCCAAACUCAUUUGGCUCCUUGGGCUUCAGUGAUCUGGGAGGGGAAGGGAUCUCCUUCGCUGAUCUGGCACAGAACACCGGGGGUGAAUUCGCCUUCGGAAAACAAGAUUCUAACUUCUCGUGGGCGAAUGCCGGGGCUACGUUGUUUGGAGCUGCAGCCCCACCCAAAGCUGAAGGAGGGGAGGAGAGGAGUCAUGAAGAGGACGCUAAUAAUGUGGAAAUUCACUUUGAUCCCAUAGUCACCCUACCAGAGGUGGAGACUAAGUCAGGGGAGGAGGAUGAGGAGAUCCUGUUUAAGGAGCGUACCAAGCUGUACCGCUGGGAGAGAGACCUGGGCCAGUGGAAGGAGAGGGGUGUGGGAGACAUCAAGAUCCUCUUCCACCCCGAUAAGAGGUUUUACCGGGUGCUGAUGAGGAGGGAGCAGGUGCUGAAGGUGUGUGCCAAUCACACCAUCUGCCAGAGCAUGGAGCUCAAACCCAUGAACACCUCCAACCAAGCCCUCGUCUGGACCGCUACCGACUUUGCAGAGGGUGAGGGUAAGGUGGAGCAGUUGGCAGCCAAGUUCAAGACAGCAGAGCUGGCUGAGUGUUUCAGGAAGACCUUCUGUGAGUGUCAGAGCCGUAUGAGCCCAUCAGAGGCCUCGGCCCUCUCCCCCCAGAUGUCCAGGGUCCAGGAACAUUCCAGAGACGCCAACCCCCAGGUGUACCUCUCCAUCUCCGCUGACGACGAGCCGCUGGGAAUGGUCACCAUAGAACUGUUCUCUCACAUUGUCCCCAAGACGGCUGAGAACUUCAGAGCGCUGUGUACAGGACAGAAAGGCUUCGGGCUGCGCAACUCUGUCUUCCACAGGAUCGUACCGGACUUCAUGUGUCAGGGUGGCGACCUCACCAACCAGGACGGGACAGGAGGGAAGUCCAUCUACGGGAACAAGUUUGAGGACGAGAACUUUGAUGUGCGCCACACGGGUCCGGGGCUGCUGUCCAUGGCCAACCAUGGCCGAGACACCAACAACUCCCAGUUCUUCAUCACAUUGAAGAAGGCUGAGCACCUGGACUUUAAACACGUGGCCUUUGGCUUCGUCAGAGAGGGCAUGGAUGUGGUCCGCAGAAUGGGAGAGCUGGGCACCAAAACUGGCAAACCCAGCAAGAAGAUUGUCAUCACCGAAUGUGGACAACUGUAGAGCUUGAGCUCUGGUCACUGACUGGACAACUCCACUGUAGGGCUGAACAUGUAGUCACUGACCGGAUGGCAAUGGGCCUUCACUCUGGUCAUGGACUGGGGAGUUAUAGCAUUUCAAACUGAGCACAAUUAUAGUAGGCAGAUGUCAAAUGAUACCCUAUUCCCCAUAUAGUGCACUCCACUUGGGGCUCAGCUUAAAAAGAGUGCACUGGUAGCCCACUAUGGGGAGAAUAGGCUUUCAUUUAAGACCGGCCCAGUGUCUCCUUCUGAUGAGUGUUGCACUUUCUCCCUGCCGCAUCCUGAGGGCUGCAUGUCCCAGUGUGAAUCCCCAGACUCUUUGUGUGUGUAUAAUGUACAUGGACUACAUUUAGUCUUUUUUUGUGCAUGUGUUCCAAUAAGAGUUGACAGCGCUGGUUCCUUCAUAAGCUCCCUAACCCAAUUUGUUUUGUGUAAUUGUCUUAAUUAAGAUUAUCGCAACCUUUUUUAAAAACCAACCAUUGUUCGUUUUGUACUGUGUUCCUCUUGCUGCCUGUGUAUACUUUUUUAGGUGUGUUUUUUGUUGUUGUGUAGGCUAUACAUUGAUUUCAUAAUGUGCAAAUUGAGACUCUACACCUGUCUUAAACUAAUAGGUAGGAAUAUGAAGUCUGACAAUUUGGGAGAGGUGACAUACUAAAUAUAUUUUAUGGUCGGGUCACAAUUGGGGUUAACAAUUGUUAUUGUCAAUAAAUAAAUACAAGAUGCUGGAGACUGUCUUUAAAAAUAAAGUUGCUUUAUAACUGAA
Messenger RNA from Oncorhynchus tshawytscha (Chinook salmon), 10685 nucleotides. RefSeq names its product E3 SUMO-protein ligase RanBP2. Gene Ontology annotation, cellular component: cytoplasm; nuclear pore. NCBI's taxonomy places the organism in Eukaryota, Metazoa, Chordata, Actinopteri, Salmoniformes, Salmonidae. Gene Ontology annotation, molecular function: GTPase activator activity; peptidyl-prolyl cis-trans isomerase activity; protein binding. Bases 216 to 9905 code for a protein of 3229 amino acids. The record is from RefSeq and is a predicted model, not a curated record. The transcript is spliced from 30 exons. Gene Ontology annotation, biological process: protein peptidyl-prolyl isomerization; NLS-bearing protein import into nucleus.